AUGAGCAGUAUGCGGAUACUUGGCACUGCGCGAUCGCCAGCAGCGCGACCGCGUCUACCGACGCUGCCGAGCGCGACCGGCGCGCGCGCCCACGCCCGUGCCUACGCCAACACGACGGUCGACCUCGCAUACGACGUCUUCCCCCCGCCCAAGGCGCGCCCCGAGGCCGCGGGCCAGAGCCUGGUCAUUGCCCAUGGCCUGUUUGGGUCCAAGCAGAACUGGCGCAGUCUGGCCAAGGGGUUCGCGCAGAAGCUCGGCAUGCCGGUGUACACUGUUGACCUGCGCAACCACGGCGCGUCGCCGCACGCCACGCCGCACACAUACGCGGCGAUGGCGGACGACCUGGCCGCCUUCAUGGCCAAGCACGACCUGCAGCGCGUCAACCUCAUGGGGCACAGCAUGGGCGGGAAGGCAAGCAUGGUGGUUGCGCUGAGUGAGGCCUUGAAUAAGCCGGUUAGGAGCUUGAUCUCGGUGGACAUGAGCGCCGCCGCGACCAAGCUGAGCCCGGACUUCGUCUCGUACAUCGACGGCAUGAUCGAGAUCCAAGACGCCCACGUGCCCUCCCGUGCCGCCGCCGACGCCCUGCUGCAGAAGUACGAGCCCGCGCUCAGCAUCCGCCAGUUCCUGCUCACCAACGCCGUGGCGCGCGACGACGGCGUGAUCGACUUCCGCAUCCCGCUGCGCCUGCUCAAGCUGCAGGUGGACAAUCUCGGCCGGUUUCCAUUCACCCCGCCGCCGCCUGUCACGCCGACAUCCCCGCAGUGGGACGGGCCGGCGCUGUUCAUCAAGGGCGGCGACAGCAAGUACCUCAACAAGUACAACAUCCCUGUUUGCCAGGCAUACUUCCCCAACAUGCGCCUCGAGACCCUCGAGGGCGCCGGGCACUGGGUGCAUGCUGAAAAGCCCAAGGAGGUCGUCGAGCUCGUGUACGAGUUUGUCAACUCGGUCAAGGAGUAG
Molecule: messenger RNA, 957 nt
Organism: Vanrija pseudolonga
Lineage: Eukaryota; Fungi; Basidiomycota; Tremellomycetes; Trichosporonales; Trichosporonaceae
Gene: abhd11
Product: Protein ABHD11
Exons: 3
Coding region: 1-957 (318 amino acids)
Cellular component (GO): mitochondrion
Molecular function (GO): carboxylic ester hydrolase activity
Source: RefSeq, a predicted model, not a curated record